Messenger RNA from Elaeis guineensis (African oil palm), 1647 nucleotides. RefSeq names its product serine/threonine-protein phosphatase PP1. NCBI's taxonomy places the organism in Eukaryota, Viridiplantae, Streptophyta, Magnoliopsida, Arecales, Arecaceae. Gene Ontology annotation, cellular component: ribosome; cytoplasm; nucleus. Gene Ontology annotation, molecular function: structural constituent of ribosome; protein serine/threonine phosphatase activity. Gene Ontology annotation, biological process: translation. The record is from RefSeq and is a predicted model, not a curated record.
AUAUCCAAUUAAAUCCGACGGCUCUCAUCCAUAAGUAUCAUCAUCCGGAUGAACUUGACAACUGUAACCGCGGCCAUUGUUGGUCCUUCGCAGAAUAAAGGUGCGCAUCGAGCCAAUUAAAUGUACCACCCGAAUAGCCGACGGCAGAAGAGAAAGACGAUCGAAAUCGGAGAGAGUUUUUCUUCUCUCCGGUAGGUUCUACUUUCGGUUGCUAGAUCUAGAUUCUGGAGUGGAUCAUUCGGGGUCGAUCGGGUAAGGGAUGGAUCCGGCGUUGCUCGAUGGCAUCAUAAGCAGGCUGCUGGAGGUGCGGUUGGCGAGGCCUGGGCGGCAGGUGCAGCUCUCGGAGUCGGAGAUCCGACAACUUUGCAAUGUCUCUCGGGAGAUUUUCCUCAGCCAGCCCAAUCUCCUGGAGCUCGAAGCUCCCAUCAAGAUCUGCGGUGACAUUCAUGGGCAGUAUAGUGAUCUUUUAAGACUCUUUGAGUAUGGUGGUUUUCCUCCUGAGUCCAACUAUUUAUUCUUAGGUGAUUAUGUGGACCGGGGAAAACAAAGCUUGGAAACAAUAUGCCUUCUUCUUGCUUACAAAAUAAAGUACCCAGAGAACUUUUUUCUACUGAGAGGAAAUCAUGAAUGUGCUUCUAUAAAUAGAAUUUAUGGAUUUUAUGAUGAAUGUAAGCGCCGGUUUAAUGUUAGACUAUGGAAAGUUUUUACUGACUGCUUCAACUGCCUUCCAGUGGCAGCUCUAAUUGAUGACAAAAUACUAUGCAUGCAUGGUGGCCUUUCACCUGAUCUGUCAAACUUGGAUCAAAUUAAAAGUUUAACUCGUCCAACCGAUGUCCCAGACACUGGUUUACUAUGCGACUUACUUUGGUCAGAUCCUGGUAGAGAUAUUCAAGGUUGGGGAAUGAAUGACAGAGGGGUUUCAUACACUUUUGGUGCUGACAAGGUUUCAGAAUUCCUGUCAAAGCAUGAUCUGGAUCUUAUCUGUCGGGCUCAUCAGGUUGUCGAGGAUGGGUAUGAAUUCUUUGCUAACAGACAACUUGUCACCAUAUUUUCAGCCCCAAACUACUGUGGUGAAUUUGAUAAUGCUGGUGCAAUGAUGAGUGUUGAUGAAACUUUAAUGUGCUCUUUUCAAAUUCUCAAGCCUGCAGAGAAGAAAACGAAGUUUAUCGUGCCAACAGGAAUAUGAUAAUAACAAAGCCUACUUAUUUGUAUUAUCAUCACGGUUAUAAACUUGAUAAUUGAAGGUGCAAAGCUUCAUGAAUGAUUGAAAUGAAUUUGGGGUGUGUUAAUGCCACUGAUGGAGCUAACAUGAUGUUAUAUAGGCAUUUGGCGGUAGCUAUCUCAUUCUUAGUUGGCAAGUUCUGUUGUUUUUUCCAUCUUCAACGUGCAAAACUACGCUGCAGGUGUACAUACAUUGGUGUUGACUGGUUGGAGUAGCCUACUCUCUUCUUCAACACCCUUAUUUUAAUUAAGGGAUUUUUUUUUUAUAAAAAAAAGACAGCCCAAAUAUGCCAAAAAAAAUUUAUGACAAAGCCAUGCUAUUUAGGUGGUAUGUAUACUUAAUUGGAAGUUAUGCAUUGCAUGAAUGGACUAUUGUUGGACGCAAUCAUGAUGUUAAUUCAGAGAUCUGUUUGAAUUUGUCGAUCA